This is a messenger RNA of Pezoporus occidentalis (night parrot), 3316 nucleotides long. RefSeq names its product coiled-coil domain containing 51 (gene CCDC51). The record is from RefSeq and is a predicted model, not a curated record. The coding region runs from base 1547 to 2806 and encodes 419 amino acids. Lineage: Eukaryota; Metazoa; Chordata; Aves; Psittaciformes; Psittacidae. The transcript has 4 exons.
GCAAAAGAGGCUGCUGCGAAGUAAGGCAGGAUAAACUAGUCUUACUCGCCAGCGGUGUGUAGUAACUGGGGUGUAAACCUUUAGAAAGGCUGUUUGUCAAUAGUGGACAGAAGAAACUGUUUUCCUUACAAGGGAAGCAAGAGCGAGAGAAGGGAUGUUGUGUCUGAGCAUUCAUGGCUCUUAGGUCCUUAUUAGCUCAGGCUGAGACUGCUUCUUUCAGUCUGUUAGAAACUGUCUACAUAACCAUUCUUCUAAACCUGUCAGCUUUCUCUUUCUUUUUACUAUACUGGCUUUAAGAACCUGAAUAUUUGGUAAAACGUCUCAUGUAGUAGUGCAGUUAAAAGAGUGAAGUCUUCAGUCUAGAAAGGGCAAAGUUGAGUUGGGGUUUCAGUACGUGGCCUGCAACGUAAAGUAAGUUGUAAGGGUAAGAUGAAUGAGUGGUGCUGGAGGAGAGAGAACUUAAUUCAUUUCCGUGUUCUUGUGGUUUUGAGCUACCAUAUUAUUAUGUAUAUAAAACAACUGAGAAGAUUUUUUAUAAUGCUACUUGGUGGUAUUAUUAUUUGUUAGAAACACUGAAAAGGAAUGAAGCAGUGGUGUUCAGAAUCAGUAGCCAGCUAACAGCUGAUUAAAACUGUUCUCCAGUAGGAAGAAUCCUUUCCUAUGGAGGUGCUUGUAUUGGCACAUAUAUGAUGUCAUUAGCCACCUAAAAUUAACAUGGAAAACUGUUUAAAAUAACAAAAACCCCUCUGCAGCAGCUGUCAAGCUUUCUCAAUAACCCAUGGUUUUCUAUGAUGUUAGUCAAAACCUAAUAUAGUCAAGAAGUUUAUACACAGGCUUCAUAUAAAAUCUGCUUUGAAAGCUUUUCUGUUUCUAGUUCUUAGAGGAGUGCACUCAGUAGAAAGUCAAUAUCUUAUUUACAAGCUGAUAGACAAUAAACCAUAACUGGCAGUCUGGCUUUGCAGCAUAAGCACAAAUUUAAGCUCAUUUUAAAAUGCAGCCCCAGCUGUGUGCUAUUUGCCUGAUCUUGUGGCUCUUCCUUCUAUUUUACUUUUCUAGGCUGUCUCGUGAGAACACUCACUGUGUUUAGUUCACACUUCUCUGUUUGUCGCUGUCCUCGAUGUUUUUGUCUUUGCAUUCCUCAACACCUUGUGUAUCUAUGGAACGUAAGAUAAAGGGAAUGGUCAAGCCCCACUUCUUUUCUUAUGAAGAUUUUUUUUCCCCUUCUCUGCCUUUUUUCCUCUUCUGUUCUUUUGCAGGAUUGUCAGUACUUGUGACAGGACACACCAAACUCAGGUGUGAAAGCACAAGGCAGGAUUUCAUACAGCAGUCGCUUCUGUGCUGAAGCAUUAAAUUACUCUGAAGCUACUCCAGCUAGUAGUGGAUCUGUACACAAUCACUGUUCACUCAGUGAGUGAAUUAGUAAUGAAGAAGCAUGGUGGGAGUACUUUACUAACAGCAGAAAAGCAGGAAUCUGUGGCAGAAUUGCCCUUUGUUGAAAACUGUGAAGAGUUCUCUAGCUCUUUUACUCAGUGAUUAAAUUCAAGACAUGGGGCCAAUGAAAUAUAAGUCUGGGGUGUCCUCAGUGUCCUGUGGUCUGCAGUACCACCACUCGUUGAUAAAGUGGAGUCCAAAAAUGAAUGUCCACAUAGUGCGGACUUACUGCUCAUCAGCGCCCAAGAGGCCUGAGGCCAAGUCUGCACUAGAAGUGGCCUCAGCUCUUCUGAAUCGACUGACAGAGGCUGGGGCUGUGAUGGCAAAAAACUCCCUUCAGAAGAUGUCUGCGACCUGCAAGAGCUGGUGGGACAGAUACGAAGAGUUUGUUGGAAUUAAUGAGGUUCGAGAGGCUCAGGGAAAAGUGACAGAGGCUGAAAAUGUCUUUAUGAUAGCUCGAGGGAUAGUACGAGAAGCCCGUGAAAAUGUAGAAGCCCAACAGAGUAAACUGAAGGAAAUUCGGGACCGUUUAGACAGGGUCUCACGGGAUGACACCCAGUAUUUAGAACUGGCCACUCUGGAACACAGGUUGCUGCAGGAAGAGAAGAGGUACCGAGCUGCAUAUUUAAAUGCAGAAGAAUCUGAGAGAGAAAAAUUCUCACUCUUCUCUGCAGCUGUAAGGGAAAGCCACGAGAAAGAGCGAACAAGAGCUGAAAAAACCAAGAACUGGUCUAUUAUUGGUUCUGUACUGGGAGCCAUUAUAGGUGUUCUUGGUUCCACCUAUGUUAAUCGAGUGAGGCUGCAAGAAUUGAAAGUCUUGGUGCUUGAAGCACAGAAGGGCCCAGUGAAUUUGCAAGAAGCCAUUAGAGAACAGGCCUCCAGCCACAGCUUACAGCAGAAGGAUCUCAGCGACAUCAUAGCAGACCUGAAAAGUGUGCUGCAAACAAGGACCUCACAGGAAAUGAAAGAAGGUGCUUUGUUAACUAGACAAGACAAAGGUGACUCCAUAAAUAUAGAUGCUCUUUUAAUUCCUUUAAACGAACAGCUCAACUACACUAAGCAAGUCAGUUCAUGUCUAGGGAGUUUAGAACAGCAGUUUCGUAGUCUGCAGGAAAGUGUAGCACAAAUGGUGUCUGAGCUGCAGAGUGUUAAACUUGCUGUUCAUGCUAGAACAAAGGAAAGAACCAUGCCAAGGUCUUCAGCAGAAGGUAAGGGCCAGGCUUCUGCUGCGAGAGAUGUGAUUUUAGAGCUGUGUGAUACCGAGCGGAGACUGGAGGCACAGAUCAAGAGGAAUUCUAUUUACAGCACUGCACUGACAUGUGCUGUCUUUGCUAUUACCCUGCCAGUACUCUACAUUAUACUCAAGGGGAACUGAUCUCUAAUUUAUUUCAUUAAUAAAAUUAAACUUGCACUCUAAGUAUUCAGAGUACAAGGCCAAAUAAAGUGUUAGCAUUUCUCAUUAUGCUUUCUCCUGUGUAUCUGGAAAACUUGUAAAGACUUAGUGCAGCCACCACUGCAGGGUCCAUGUUAACAGCCCUUGUCAUGUGUUGCGGGUUUUAACUGCAAACAAGGGAAAUGUCACAGUUUCAUCUCCUGAUUUCAUUCACUGCUUUGCUCUUUCACUGUCUAUUCUGGUAUAUCAUGGCCAGUCAGUGGCUUUCAAUCCGGAGCUGUAUUUGUGAUGUUUUGCUCAAAUGAUUCUUUUAAUCUGUCAUUGAUCUGAGUGCUUCCUGUGUAACGCUUUCUGAUUUUGCUUCUGAUUUCCUCAGAGUUUUGCAGUUUGUCCACACACAAACCAUUAGGAGUCAUUUUAACAAAUGGGUAGAAAUAUUGGCCUUGAAUUCUUUGGUUUGUUUCUUUUGUAUAUAAUAAAGUCUAGAUAGAA